Molecule: messenger RNA, 438 nt
Organism: Homalodisca vitripennis (glassy-winged sharpshooter)
Lineage: Eukaryota; Metazoa; Arthropoda; Insecta; Hemiptera; Cicadellidae
Product: conserved oligomeric Golgi complex subunit 1-like
Exons: 4
Biological process (GO): intra-Golgi vesicle-mediated transport
Cellular component (GO): Golgi apparatus; COG complex
Source: RefSeq, a predicted model, not a curated record
AUGCUGUUGGAUGUAAAAUAUAUUGCUUGUCUUUUUAACUCAAUCAGCAAUAAGGAUUUUAAAGAGAAGUGUCAAGAUGUAAUAUUGAAAGUGGAGUCUAAAAUUGAUCCGUUUGAUCUCAAUGUAUUCAUGCCAUAUAUAAAUGACAAUGUGAAAAGAACAGCAUUUCAAACUCAGGUAUUGCUGGGUGUGUCCGGAUCAUCUACGGGCCAAGCAGUGUCCAGCCACUCAAGUGAACAGCCCAGUGUACUAGCUUCUCAGCAGUUCACCCACAUGGCAUUGCUGGGUGUGUCCCGGAACAUCUACGGGCCAAGCAGUGUUCCAGCCACUCAAGUGAAACAGCCCAGUGUACUAGCUCUCAGCAGUUCAGCCACUACAUGGUUUCCCCUCCUUCACAUCACAGCUCCCCGCACCUCACUGACACCAGCUAAGCCAAAG